CCUAUAAGUCGUAAAUUCGUAAUAGCAUACUCUGUCUCUCCAAAACAAAUCAACAUCAAAAAUGUAUGACGCCUGAUGCCAACAAUUUUAAUAGUCGACAUGAGUAGCCCUAUGUUUUGGGGCGUCCAUUUGGCUUGUUUAAUAUUUCUACUGAGUUGUUUCAGCUCCUCAAAUCCCCAGCUUGUCAUCAACAUAAAAAAUCAGGGUGGAGAUGUGCUGCAGGAAGUGUUAGCUUCUAAUGUCAGCGAGGAUGUUGUUCAACUUGAGUACCAGAGAGCUGAUGGUACAAUAGUUACACAGAUGCUGGAUUUUCGAAAAGAGGUGCAAAUCUACCGUCUCUUGAUUCUGGCUGAAGAAGAACAGCUGCCUCUAAAGAGUUUCCAGCCUCCAUAUUAUCAGGCUGUUUGCUUUGCUGCUAAAUUGUCUAAACAAGAUUUUAUUGCUGCAGAUGCCAUUGCUAAACUUCGCCAGAAAAAUCCACAUACUGUAAGGUAUCCAGAGGAGGAUAAUGGGCGUGAGAAUGCCACAUUUGAAUACACUUUGGAUGUGUCUAGAUCUAACAUUAUAUCCAACCAAAUUCAACAAUUAUGUAUAAAUGCAACAGCAAUAUAUGUCCAGGAGACUGAUUUAAGAUUAUGGGCAGCAAUUGGAAAUCCAAAUGAAGCUUUUAUGGUCCUUGAUGCUGCCCAGCACAUGGUACGGCCAGCUAGCCGUUGCAAAGAUAUUGCCGUCACAAAUUCGAGCUCAAUGCCCUGCCAAUGCCGGUUAAAUUUUUGUGUUCCUUGGUAUCCUUGUGGACUGAAAUUUUGUCGCGGGCACGAUCAGCAAACCGGUAAGGCCCUCAGCUAUCGGUGCGGCAUCAAAACGUGCAAAAAGUGCCUCGACUAUUCAUUUCCAGUGAAGAACUUUCUAUUUUGUCCGUGGGAUGACUAUUAACCAAACACUUAAAAUUCCUUUUCGGGAAAAAUUGAAGUAUUGAUCAAAGUGCCUCGUGAAGCUUUUUAACUAUUUUACAAGAUAGAAUCAAGAGCCAAUUGUGCGUGUUCCAGUCUUCCAGCACUGUCCGUUGAUGCACACAUGUGUACACUUUCCUAUCUGCUUUGUAAUUUACUUACUUUUCCCCCAUGGUUCCUUUUGCGUUGGAGAGAAUAUUAAUUUGAAAAGCCAAUUUUACUGCAAAAAUAAAAAAAAUUUCAAUUCAA
This is a messenger RNA of Daphnia pulex (common water flea), 1202 nucleotides long. RefSeq names its product out at first protein-like (gene oaf). The record is from RefSeq and is a predicted model, not a curated record. Lineage: Eukaryota; Metazoa; Arthropoda; Branchiopoda; Diplostraca; Daphniidae. The coding region runs from base 76 to 936 and encodes 286 amino acids. The transcript has 7 exons.